This is a messenger RNA of Emericellopsis cladophorae, 1116 nucleotides long. RefSeq lists its product as uncharacterized. The transcript has 2 exons. NCBI's taxonomy places the organism in Eukaryota, Fungi, Ascomycota, Sordariomycetes, Hypocreales, Bionectriaceae. Bases 1 to 1116 code for a protein of 371 amino acids. The record is from RefSeq and is a predicted model, not a curated record.
AUGGCUCAGCCAGUCGACUUCGUCGCAGAGCAGCUCUUUGACGGCUGUACGGACAAGAAGAAAGCUCAACAGGCUGUGCAUAUGACGUAUCUAUUGGCGGAGAUUCACUAUAGGGAUACCAGACAAUGGCAAGACAAGGCUCACGGUCUGUUGAAACGGGGUAAAGAGCUCGAAACUCGUCUUUCGGAACCUGAAGAAAACCUUGACAAGGCGGAGGCUGAGAUACAUCCCAACGCUCAGACGCUGCGGGAUCUGGCCACGGACGUGCGGGAUAGCGCCAACGAGAAAACCAAUACGAGACUCGAGGCUAUUGAACGCCUAGUCGCUUCUCUACUGGAAAACGACGUCGAAGCGGUCCAAGCCAGAGCCCAUGACGACAACACCGGGUUUAGAGCGAGUGCUAGUGCCCAUCCAACGGUCAAGCGAAAGCCAAAUUCAGAGAUCACAGACUCGGCCAAGCGCCACCGUAGCGACGCGUUCUCAGUUCCGAACCAACCGGUUGAGCUAGUCGGUAGUGAAGAGCAAGGAGGAGUCCGGCUGGAUGACGAUCCCAGGACGACGGAUCUCCAGCAGCGCAAAUCACUCUUCGGUAACCCAGAGGAAGAGGAAGAGGUCCUCAAGAUCAGCCAGACCGCUAAAAUAGGCGGCGACGACACUAGGGACUACUCGUCCUUCUGCAAGAACGUUGGAACGGACAAGGGCGGCGUUUCUCACCAUGUCGUCGACUCCAUACCGUUGAAGGAGUUCCACAGCAUCCGAAUGGCGUAUUUCCUAAAGGGCCAGGAUGAGGGCGUAGACGACUAUAAUAUGUUUGAGCAGGCGCUGGAACAGAUCGAUACGAGUCAGCUCCUGAAGUCGGUCAAUCUAAUGGCGAACCGCAUUGCGGCGGAGACAAUGGCUAUGAAUGCCGGCGCUCUCCCUUUCGGACAGACCGUACCGUUCGACACCUACUACGCGAAGGUGCGCGAAAGUAUCUUCAAAAGGUUAUCCACGCUGCCGACAAAUUGCGAGCUCCCAAAUCUGAUGGAGAACCCAGCUGCAGGCAUGCUUACACUUGAAGAAGCGUCCAAACUUGCUUUCGAGUCUGGCGAGGUCGUAUACGAAGAACUCGCUUAA